GAGCGCCGCUCCUAUCAGGUACUCCAAAGGAGGCCAGGCUGUGCCAGAAAUCCGACCUAUCAAAUUGGAGUUUAUUUUAAGGCGGUGGGGUCGGCAAAAUAACUUGCAGAAAGCGCUCGCCUAUAAGGAGUGUCCCAGACAAACGAGGGCGGGCGCUCUUGCAGAACGGCGUGGCCUUUAUCCUAUAGGCACGCAAGGCGGACGGAGGCUUCCCCUCCCGCCGCGGCGGGACCAGUGGCUCCCCUAUCGGGUGGGGGCGGCGAGUGACGGGCGUGUCCCUCCCCCAAUGAGAGGCGGGGGGAGGCGGGUUCUGCGCCGCCAUGUCGCGGAGGCUGCUGCCCCGGGCGGAGAAGCGGCGUCGGCGGUUGGAGCAGAGGCAGCAGCCGGACGAGCAGCGGCGGCGGUCCGGAGCGAUGGUGAAGAUGGCGGCGGCGGGCGGCGGAGGCGGCGGUGGCCGCUACUACGGCGGCGGCAGUGAGGGCGGCCGGGCCCCUAAGCGGCUCAAGACUGACAACGCCGGCGACCAGCAUGGAGGCGGCGGCGGCGGUGGAGCCGGGGCGGCGGGCGGCGGCGGCGGGGAGAACUACGAUGAUCCACACAAAACCCCUGCCUCCCCAGUUGUCCACAUCAGGGGCCUGAUUGACGGCGUGGUGGAAGCUGACCUUGUGGAGGCCUUGCAGGAGUUUGGACCCAUUAGCUAUGUGGUGGUAAUGCCUAAAAAGAGACAAGCGUUGGUGGAAUUUGAAGAUGUGUUGGGGGCUUGCAACGCCGUGAACUACGCAGCAGACAACCAAAUUUACAUUGCGGGCCACCCAGCUUUUGUCAAUUACUCUACCAGCCAGAAGAUCUCCCGCCCUGGGGACUCAGAUGACUCUCGGAGCGUCAACAGUGUGCUUCUCUUUACCAUCUUGAACCCUAUCUAUUCUAUUACCACGGAUGUACUUUAUACUAUCUGUAACCCUUGUGGUCCUGUCCAGAGAAUCGUCAUUUUCCGGAAGAAUGGAGUCCAGGCCAUGGUGGAAUUUGACUCUGUGCAGAGUGCCCAGCGAGCCAAGGCCUCACUCAAUGGGGCUGAUAUCUAUUCAGGAUGUUGCACUCUGAAGAUCGAAUAUGCGAAGCCUACACGCUUGAAUGUGUUCAAGAAUGAUCAGGAUACUUGGGACUACACAAACCCAAAUCUCAGUGGACAAGGUGACCCUGGCAGCAACCCUAACAAACGCCAGAGGCAGCCCCCUCUCCUGGGAGAUCACCCCGCAGAAUAUGGAGGGCCCCACGGUGGGUACCACAGCCAUUACCAUGAUGAGGGCUACGCCCCCCCACCUCACUACGAAGGGAGAAGGAUGGGCCCACCAGUGGGGGGUCACCGCCGGGGCCCAAGUCGCUACGGCCCCCAGUAUGGGCCCCCACCCCCUCCCCCACCACCCGAGUAUGGCCCCCACGCCGACAGCCCUGUGCUCAUGGUCUAUGGCUUGGAUCAAUCUAAGAUGAACUGUGACCGGGUCUUCAAUGUCUUCUGCUUGUAUGGCAAUGUGGAGAAGGUGAAAUUCAUGAAAAGCAAGCCGGGGGCCGCCAUGGUGGAGAUGGCUGAUGGCUAUGCUGUGGACCGGGCCAUUACCCACCUCAACAACAACUUCAUGUUUGGGCAGAAGCUGAAUGUCUGUGUCUCCAAGCAACCAGCCAUCAUGCCUGGUCAGUCAUAUGGGCUGGAAGAUGGGUCCUGCAGUUAUAAAGACUUCAGUGAAUCGAGGAACAAUCGGUUCUCCACUCCGGAGCAGGCAGCCAAGAACCGCAUCCAGCACCCUAGCAACGUGCUGCACUUCUUCAAUGCCCCUCUGGAGGUGACCGAAGAGAAUUUCUUCGAGAUCUGUGAUGAGCUGGGAGUGAAGCGGCCGUCUUCUGUGAAAGUAUUCUCAGGCAAAAGUGAACGCAGCUCCUCUGGGCUGCUGGAGUGGGAGUCCAAAAGUGAUGCCCUGGAGACUUUGGGCUUCCUGAACCAUUACCAGAUGAAAAACCCAAAUGGGCCGUACCCUUACACCCUGAAGUUGUGUUUCUCCACCGCUCAGCACGCCUCCUAAUUAGGUGCCUAUGAAGAGUCCCAUCUGAGCAGGAAAACAUUUCUCUUUCCUUUAUGCUGUUUUUCUCUUUCCUUUUUUCUUCCUUUUUUUUUUUUUUUUUUUUUUUUGGCAAAUGUUCCUGUACUCUUUUUUUUUUUUUUUCUCCUUUCUUUUAAUUCUAGGUUAGUAGAGACUUAACCAUAAUGGAAACUCUGGAAGUCUAAAGGGGGAGGGGAAGGGGAACUGAUAUCUCCCAAGAUUAACCUUCACUUUUUAAAGAAUUACUGUACAUGUGAUUUUUUUUUUUUCUUCCUGUUCAUACAUUUGUGCUGCCCAUGUACUCUUGGCAUAUUUCAAUAAAAUUGUUUGGAAAAUAAACAGAGCACCUGCUGGGAUU
Messenger RNA from Sus scrofa (pig), 2451 nucleotides. Lineage: Eukaryota; Metazoa; Chordata; Mammalia; Artiodactyla; Suidae. The record is from RefSeq and is a predicted model, not a curated record.